This is a messenger RNA of Sardina pilchardus (European sardine), 1833 nucleotides long. RefSeq names its product BTB/POZ domain-containing protein 3-like. Gene Ontology annotation, cellular component: cytosol. Bases 413 to 1819 code for a protein of 468 amino acids. Lineage: Eukaryota; Metazoa; Chordata; Actinopteri; Clupeiformes; Clupeidae. Gene Ontology annotation, biological process: cerebral cortex development; dendrite morphogenesis; neurogenesis. The transcript has 5 exons. Gene Ontology annotation, molecular function: protein binding. The record is from RefSeq and is a predicted model, not a curated record.
UGUCGUUCACUUCACACGGCGUCGGGGAAAGAUGGUGGAAGUCCAACUUUUUCCGACGCGAAUCUGAAGAGCCGAUGUGGCAUCGGAUAUGUCACAGGUAGUACACUGACGUUAUUGUUAGUUCUAGAAAUGGAAAAGACAACAUUUUAUACUGGUAUAUUACGCACUGGACCUUUUUAUGAUCACAACAAACAAGAAAGCUAACCAUAGCUAGCGAGUUAGCUAGUUGGAGGGGCAGCGCUUUUUUGGCAGACUUCCUGUUGCAUCAAACGAUUGAUGUAGCAGCUAGCCUAAGUUUCUGGGAGCUCGGUUCAUUGUCGACACUACACAUAUGCCUUUAAAACGGCUUGAUCAAUGACGCCCGUCAGUCUACGAUGACAUCGCCCUGAUACUUCGGGGAGACAUUUGAAGCAUGGCGGCAGAGCUUUACCCGAGCACCAAGAAACCGGCUCCAGCAUCUUCUCAGCCGUCUGCCACCGCCGUGCAACAGUAUCAGCAGCAAAACAUCAGCAACAACAACACGAUCCAGGGCUGCAAUUGGCAAGGCCUCUAUCCAACGAUAAGAGAGAGGAACUCCGUCAUGUUCAACAAUGAGCAGAUGGCCGACGUGCACUUCGUGGUGGGUCCACCAGGGGGCACUCAAAGAGUACCGGGACACAAAUACGUUCUGGCGGUCGGGAGUUCCGUGUUCCAUGCCAUGUUCUACGGGGAGCUGGCCGAGGACAAGGACGAGAUCCGCAUCCCAGAUGUGGAGCCUCCUUCCUUCCUGGCCAUGCUAAAGUACAUCUACUGCGACGAGAUCGACCUGUGCGCGGACACGGUGCUGGCCACGCUGUACGCCGCCAAGAAGUACAUCGUGCCGCACCUGGCGCGCGCCUGCGUGGCCUUCCUGGAGACGUCGCUGAGCGCGCGCAACGCCUGCGUGCUGCUGUCGCAGAGCUGCCUGUUCGAGGAGCCCGAGCUGACGCAGCGCUGCUGGGAGGUGAUCGACGCGCAGGCCGAGCUGGCGCUGCGCUCGGACGGCUUCUGCGACAUCGACGCGCCCACGCUGGAGAGCAUCCUGCGGCGCGAGACGCUCAACGCCAAGGAGACGGCCGUGUUCGACGCGGCGCUGCGCUGGGCCGAGGCGGAGUGCGUGCGCCGCGGCGGCGGCGCGGCGCCGAGCGCCGACGACAAGCGCGAGGCGCUCGGCAAGGCGCUCUACCUGAUCCGCGUGCCGGCCAUGCCGCUGGACGAGUUCGCCAACGGCCCGGCGCAGUCGGGCCUGCUGACGCUGGCCGAGACCAACGACGUGUUCCUGUGGCACACGGCGGCGCGCAAGCCCUCGCUGCGCUUCGUGCGCGAGCCGCGGCAGGGCCUGGCGCCGCAGCGCUGCCACCGCUUCCAGUCGUGCGCGUACCGCAGCAACCAGUGGCGCUACCGCGGCCGCUGCGACAGCAUCCAGUUCGCCGUGGACCGCCGCGUCUUCGUGGCCGGCUUCGGCCUGUACGGCUCCAGCUGCGGCUCGGCCGAGUACAGCGCGCGCAUCGAGCUCAAGCGGCAGGGCGCCGCGCUCGGCGUCAGCGUGGCCAAGUACUUCUCGGACGGCUCGAGCAGCACGUUCCCCGUGUGGUUCGAGCACCCGGUGCAGAUCGAGCCGGACACGUUCCACACGGCCAGCGUGGUGCUGGACGGGAACGAGCUCAGCUACUUCGGCCAGGAGGGCAUGACGGAGGUGCAGUGCGGCAAGGUCACCUUCCAGUUCCAGUGCUCCUCGGACAGCACCAACGGAACCGGCGUGCAGGGCGGGCAGAUCCCGGAACUCAUAUUCUACGCUUGAUACCGAGGAAGGUG